GGAGUUUGUGUGCUGGAGAGAGGAAGCAAAUUUGCACGGAGACGAACACGUGAGAGAUGGCAACGAUUACAGUCCCUCAAGUUAUCCCUUCUCCGACUGAAGACGCUGAUGCACUCAUGAAGGCUUUUCAAGGAUGGGGCACUGACGAGCAGGCAGUGAUCUCCAUACUAGCUUACCGGGACGCAGAGCAGAGGAAGCAGAUCCGGCUGGCGUACCAAGAGAAGUACGACGAGAGCCUCCUCCAGCGGCUCCAAUCCGAGCUUACCGGUGAUUUCCAGACGGCGAUGUGCCACUGGGUGCUUGACCCCGUGGAGCGACAGGCCGCGAUGGCGAACGCCGCCACGAAAUGCAUCCACGAGGAGUACCCCGUGAUCGUGGAGAUCGCGUGCGCCAACUCGCCCACCGAGCUCCUCAAAGUGAAGCAGGCCUACCACGCCCUCUACAAGUGCUCUCUCGAGGAAGAUGUCGCCGCAAGUGCCCCCGCCGGAAAUCUCCGUAGCCUCCUGCUUGCUCUGGUGAGCACUUACAGGUACGACGGCGAAGAGGUGGACGGUGGGCUAGCCAGAUCGGAGGCGGAGCUCAUCCAUGAGGCCGUGAAGAAUGGCGAAAACGGCACAACGGAUGACGGGGAGCUCAUUAGGAUUCUGGGCACGAGAAGCAAAGCCCAGCUCGGUGCCACGUUCAGCUGCUUCAGAGACGAGCACGGCACCACCCUCACCAAGGUCGUCACCCAAUCAGGCCCUGCGGCGUGGAUCCGAUCCCACGGGCUACACGCGCGCGCUGCGGACCACGGUGAGGUGCGUCUGGGACGCCAACAAUUACUUUGUGAAGGUCCUGAGGAACGCGAUGCACGAGUCAGCGGGGACCGACGAGGACAGCCUGACCCGGGUGGUGGUGACGCACGCGGAGAAGGACCUCAGGGACAUCAAGGACGUGUUCCGGAAGACGACCUCCGUUGCCUUGGAGCAAGCCAUCGCCAAGGAGACAUCCGGUGACUAUAAGACCUUCAUCGUGGCUCUCGUUGGAAGCCAAUGAACAACCCAAGACCUGGUUAUAUCUACUAGUAUUGCUGUAGUCUGUCUUACUGUCUGUUGCAGACUUUGCAGUUACCUAAAUCGAAUAAGCCUGCUUGGUUCAUUAACCAGAGCUAACUAAGAACUUUGAAUAAAAUUCACUUCUUACGAGAAGAAAAUUGUACCAAGUGAUAGUAUGUACUAUCACAAAGCCAAAGAAAGAAGAAAACGGAGAAUUCAUUUGGAAGUGAAAAA
Molecule: messenger RNA, 1268 nt
Organism: Brachypodium distachyon (stiff brome)
Lineage: Eukaryota; Viridiplantae; Streptophyta; Magnoliopsida; Poales; Poaceae
Product: annexin-like protein RJ4
Exons: 4
Coding region: 57-995 (312 amino acids)
Cellular component (GO): cytoplasm
Molecular function (GO): calcium-dependent phospholipid binding; calcium ion binding
Source: RefSeq, a predicted model, not a curated record